Porites lobata is the source of this 352-nucleotide messenger RNA. NCBI's taxonomy places the organism in Eukaryota, Metazoa, Cnidaria, Anthozoa, Scleractinia, Poritidae. The record is from the annotation of a GenBank genome assembly.
CACCACUACGAAGAAACCACCGAUCACAUAACAAGUGGCUGCCCUGAAUUAGCAAAGUCGGUGUACAUACAGAGACACAAUAAGGUCGCCUCCUACAUCCACUGGAAUAUCUGCAAAGACUACAACAUCAAAGUGGGGGACAAGUGGACCGUAUUGGAACAUAGUGGAGCAUAGACCAGAGACAAUAACAGAAAAUGGAAAUGAAUCCUGUACUAUUCUCUGGGGCAUGCCGGUUAACACUAAAAACAGAAACCAAAUUCAACAGAUCAUUAUAAGGGACCAAGAGCUGAAGAAAUGCCUACUGAUCGAUAUGGCUGUAUCCGCUGAACAAAUAACCUGUCAAAAUGGUUGA